CCAUAUCUUACACAAAUCCAACCAUUCCAUCACUACAAGCUAUAGCUCGUAUUGGCAAGCUAGAAACUUCAAAAAUGAAAGGGCUUGUAGUGAUGACGUUUUGUUUCUUUCUUUUGCUUGUUGCUUCUCCUUCAGCUUUAGCUUCCAGGAAAAGUUCCAAAUACCCAAAACCAUGCAAACAAAUUGUGCUUUAUUAUCAUGACAUCCUUUUUGGUAGAACUCGCAACAUUCUCUCUAAUUCAACAUCUUACAGAAUUACAAAUGCGACCAACCUAGGCAACUACCAGUUUGGCUCCCUCAUUAUUUUUGAUGAUCCCAUUACCAAAGAUGAAAACCUCCGCUCUCCUCCGGUCGCCGCAGCUCAAGGGCUGUAUGUUUACGAUAUGAGAACUGACUACAGUACAUUCUUUGCAUUUUCUUUGAUUUUCAACUCGACUGAACAUAAAGGUACUAUCAAUAUCAUGGGGUCCGACCCUUUAGGGGCGCCUACUCGGGAUCUCUCAGUGGUUGGAGGAACUGGAGACUUUUUCAUGGCUAGAGGUAUUGUAACUUUCACAACUGAAGCUAUCGAAAGCAUUGAGUAUUUCCGCCUCAAGAUGGAUAUUAAAUUGUAUGAAUGUUAUUAGUUAGAGUUUAUGUACUCGGCUCUCUUUAAUUUUGCGAUCGGAUAAUCUUUGCUUUAGUAAUUGUUGAGCAAGGGAGCUCGUGUAGUGUGCACAAAUAAGCAACCUUGAUUAAGGUUUGCAAAUGUGUCUUUGUUUUAGUACCAUUUGUAAUAGAAUUAAUCCAGUUUUAUAUGUUUGAGUGUU
Messenger RNA from Pistacia vera, 809 nucleotides. Its product is annotated as dirigent protein 5-like. Bases 75 to 626 code for a protein of 183 amino acids. The transcript has a single exon. Lineage: Eukaryota; Viridiplantae; Streptophyta; Magnoliopsida; Sapindales; Anacardiaceae. The record is from RefSeq and is a predicted model, not a curated record.